ACGAGGACUUGACAGCAACGCCAGCAGCAACAAUGGCCCCGAAAGCAAUCAUUGCCCCGUCGAUUCUCUCGGCAGACUUUGCCGACCUAGGCGCCGAAUGCUCGAGGACUAUUGAGCGGGGCGCCGACUGGCUCCAUGUCGAUAUCAUGGACGGCCACUUCGUCCCGAAUUUGACCUUCGGCCCGCCCGUGGUGGCCAAGAUCCGCUCCCACGUCGACAGGCCAGCCGAAGCCCACGGCAAGGGCACCUUUGACUGCCACAUGAUGAUCGCCGAGCCCAAGAAAUGGGUCAAGGAGUUCAAAUCGGCCGGCUGCGACCUGUACUGCUUCCACUACGAGGCCGCCAUCAACUCGACUGCCGCCGAGAGUCCCGACGCCAAAUCCGACCUCAAGACCUCCCCCCGCGACAUGAUUCGCUACAUCCACGAGCAGGGCAUGCUGGCCGGCAUCGCCAUCAAACCCGCCACGCCGGCCGACGUGCUGUACGAGGUGCUGGAUAGCCACGACAAAGCCGAGCGGCCGGAUAUGGUGCUGGUGAUGACGGUCGAGCCAGGGUUCGGCGGGCAAAAGUUCAUGGCGUCGGAGUUGCCGAAAGUGCAGGCGCUGCGGAAGAAGUACCCGGAUCUAAACAUCGAGGUGGACGGUGGGCUGGGGCCGGGGACGAUCGACCAGGCGGCGGAUGCCGGGGCAAAUGUGAUUGUUGCGGGGAGCGCUGUGUUUGGGGCCAAGGACCCGGCCGGGGUGAUUGCGCUGCUGCGGGAGGCGGUCGACAAGCGGAGCGGGAAGUUAUAGCGUCGGUGCAGUUGAGGAUGGUAACGGCAUGUGCGAGUUAGCAUGAGCGUAGAUCU
Messenger RNA from Parathielavia appendiculata, 847 nucleotides. Its product is annotated as Ribulose-phosphate 3-epimerase. The record is from RefSeq and is a predicted model, not a curated record. Gene Ontology annotation, cellular component: cytosol. Gene Ontology annotation, molecular function: metal ion binding; D-ribulose-phosphate 3-epimerase activity. The coding region runs from base 33 to 791 and encodes 252 amino acids. The transcript is spliced from 4 exons. Gene Ontology annotation, biological process: carbohydrate metabolic process; pentose-phosphate shunt, non-oxidative branch; pentose-phosphate shunt. Lineage: Eukaryota; Fungi; Ascomycota; Sordariomycetes; Sordariales; Chaetomiaceae.